AUGGGGCUCUCUGAGGAUGCCAGAUGUUGGGAACAAAGGUCUAAAAAUAAUCUUUCCAAAUAAUCUUUCCAUCUAUCAUUCAAGAAGAGCAUGUGCUUUGUGUGAACAUGUGAGCUGAGAACCUGAUCUAACUUGGAGUAAGGAAGUUCAACAGCAGCUUCUGGCUUCUGCUUGUGGGCUCCUUUUUUUUUUUUUUCUCUCCCCUUUCCCUUCCCAGAAGCUGCGCAGCAAAAAGCGGCUCUCUCCAGCGAUCAGCCCUCGCUCUCCCUCCCUCUCCGUCUCCCUCCCUCCCUGCCAAGGCUGAAUCGUCUGGAUCCUGGAAAGCUGGGCUCCUUGUUUGGUCUCUCAUUGGGAAAAUGGAUUCGAGGGCGCUGUCAGAGAUGCAUUUCUGUAAAAAGAUCAUCGCUGCAGCCUUGUGUGUCUUAGUUUUACUCCCAGAUUCGGGCUGUGCAAGGAAUCUCUGGAAACGUGCUCUACAUCUGAAAAUGACGGAAAAAUAUGAUGAUUAUGAGUACCCUCUUCAUUCUCACAGUGCCCACUACCAGAAGAACGACCGCUGCCCCCCACCGCCCCAGACCUUGCCCGACCGAGCCUGCGAGGUGCCCAGCUGCCGAUCAGAUUCCGAGUGCGAAAGGCACAAGCGUUGCUGUUACAACGGCUGCAUCUAUGCCUGUCUGGAGUCCGUACAGCCACCGCCAGUUUUAGACUGGCUGGUUCAGCCCAAACCCCGCUGGUUGGGAGGAAACGGGUGGCUUUUGGAUGGCCCUGAGGAAGUCUUACAAGCGGAGGCCUGCAGUACCACUGAGGACGGCGAUGAGCCUCUGCAUUGCCCCACUGGAUACGAAUGCCAUAUCAUCAACCCUGGCAACACCGCCGAAGGAAUCCCUAACCGGGGCCAGUGUAUCAAGCUGCGGGGAAAUCCAGACGGACGUAACCUAAGGCAUAAGUAUUACAAGGAAUAUUUUGGGAGCAGUUCCAACAAUGUGGUCGGCUAUGUGAAAAACCAGCAGAAGCAUUUGGGCUAAUUGGAGGUGUUCCUGGCUGGACCACUCUGUUAAGCAGCUUUCAAGGAACGAUUUACCCACUAGUUGUCUGUUCUGGACGGAUUCCGGUCCCCGAUCUCCAAGAGCACAUCUCCAGCGUUACCCUGCUUUGUGCCCACCAGUGCUAAAAAGACUUCACUCUGCAGGAAAAAGCGUGAGUCUAGAUUUUAAGCCUAUCGACAGAGGGAGAAAUGUGAUCCCCUGGAAGAAACCUCACCACUUAAGGGCUGUCCUUCUGCAGGCGAAGUGUGGAUAGUGUCACGCUGGUCCCUGCAAGCCGCGGCGUCGUUAUCAGGCCCUUGGACCGGAGCAUGCCCUCGACGUGUGCUCGGUGGCCAACUUGGAUGUGGCCAGUUCAGAUUUCCCUAUCACAAACGUAAUUCGGUAGUAUAACAAUGGAGGAAGUGGUGUCAGAAUCAGACCUGAAUAUUAUAUCCAAGUUGUAUUAAUUAAGCAAGACUGACACUGAAAGGGCUCCCUGGGUUGAAUCCGGUCCCUGCCUAUCUCAAACUGCUUCACGUAAUCCUGCAGAUUUCUUCUUUUCCUGUUUAUGCCUGGGAUUCACCAGAUUUACACCCAGACUACAAACCUAAGCCUAAAAUCUUAAGAAUUGAGAAACUCUGAGCUAGGAGCAAAACAAAUUUUAUCACGUGUUUAUCCAGUUACUUUACUUAAAUUCCACAGUCUGGUGAGAUGCAGAUCAAGAGCUAAUGUUCAAAUAAUUUUCUUCCUGCAAUAUCUAAGCAGUGAGAGACACAGACGUGGCAGCCUUUUUAAGUUGCUAUUUUUAGCCAGCACAGUUUAUACUCACAGAGUAUCCAUCUGUAUUUUUGUACCUGCAAAACCUCAACGGGAGGACUGAAGUCUGGAUAUUUAUUGCGCAUAUUAGAAGAGCAAAAGCACGACAAAAAUGUGUGAUUUAAAAAGAUUGUCUGGCAGAUGGGCAGCUGCUCUUUAGAAGUCCUGGCCCUUUAUGUUGACUUCCACAAAUCCUUAAGGAUAAGUUAUUUGUAUCUGGGCCUUACAGCUUCUUUCAGAUGCUUAGCAUUAUAAAAUAGAAAACAAAUUUUCUGUGAAUGUUUUCCUUUACUGUGGCAGCUCCCUAAAGGGACAGUAACAUUUUAUUUUGAUGUAGUUGUCAGAAUCAGUAGGCAAAAGAAGUCAUUUUUGCUCACUUGUUUAGUACAUGUGUCCCUCUGCAUUCCUAAAAUUAGCAUUUUGAUAUACAGAGUAGUAGUGGUGUGUGUAAAUACCCAGUUCACAAAUACAAACGCUUGCAUUCACCCACAAACCAUUUUUUUUUUUCCGUUCACCAAGCAGUUAAAGCCAAAGCUAAGGUGCUUAUAAAACACUUGAUACCUUGCAUAUGACGUUUGUGGCUGGAGAGACAGAAGAUGCCAGACUGCUCUUUCUGUUUCCUUUCAUCCGCAGACACAUUCCUCGGUGCUUUACAGUGCACAGGAACAAAUGAAGGGCUCCACCUUCCCCUGAAUAUCUCCAUUUGUUAAACUCUGUGCAUUUCUCUGUGCUUUUUUCCAAAUUCUAUGUGUUAAGUGCAACACUGUAUUUGCACAGGCCUAUUUCUAGAAUAUUAUCAUAUACAACUUAACAGAAUGAUUUCUUAACUCCUCCUAAAAAGGCAGGAGUCCAUAUUUCAUAGUGCCAGUCUUAGUUUAGACCAGGAGCUUGCGUUUUCUGGAGUGACAGUACUUGACAUCUUAAAACACUGCAGCUUGUAAUCAGAAAUACAGGCCUUGCUCCCAGAUGCUGCUCAGUGAAACAGCCUUUUUUUUUUUUGUUCAGCAAUGUAUUUUGCAGGAAAGUCAGAUUCUGAUUAAAAUGAGCAAAGCUUUUCAGUCAUUACUGCUGGUCACCAAGGAGUAAAUGCAAAGUUGUUGUAUUUUAGUAUAAAACAUUCAGAGUCUGAAAAACUGUGAGGAUCCUGUUCAAAAACAUGUUUUGAGCACGAAUGAAUUUACAAGAUUAAAACUUCAGAUCUCAGCCUAAUCUUGCAAAGCAUCCAAAAAUAUGCUUAAUUUCAGUGGAGACGUUCUCUUCGGUGGCUGCUCUAUCAUAGCUGCAGGAAGCACUUACCUGACCUCCUUGCUGGAUGGAAUGGUAGAGAUAUUUUCUAAUUACAAAAUGAACUAAAAAGAAAAAAGGAAAGUUGGGUAAUUAAUAACUUGUUUGUGAAUUUCUGUUUACCGGAUUUUAUCAAAGACAUCCCCCUCCCUAGUGGUGCUAUAAUGUUUGGGUGCUAUAAUAUUUGGGGUUUUGUUCUUUUCAAGUUCCUAUUAAUUGUCAAACUGAGAAACAAAAUCUACAGAAGCAACUUGUAUGAAUGUUAUGUUUUCAGCAUUGAAGUCCAUCGUACUUUGGAAAAAAAAAUGCAGACCGAAUUAAUUCUCCUGAUCUUAUUUUUUCCAAAGAAAUGGCUGAACAUCAGUUAUGAAGCACAGUAGGAAAUCACUAAUGUAGGGGUCUUUUUUAAUGUUCCCAUGUACACUUUAAAGCAUGUUUGGUGCUACAGUAAACUUUCGGUGUAUCACUGUGUGCUAGCAAUGCUCGUGGGCUUCCGGAUCCUCCAGCGUCGCAGCAGCGUCCGUGGAGCUGCUCUGCCCUGCGUCCGCUGAGGAUCUGCUGCCCCGAGCCAGGCAAUAGCUGUUUGUGCACUUGGUGUUCAGACGUGUACAGGUUCUGCAACUUUGGUGCUCAAUAAAAAGUGUCCAGUAUAUUUUUCAACUA
This is a messenger RNA of Dromaius novaehollandiae (emu), 3788 nucleotides long. RefSeq names its product WAP four-disulfide core domain 1 (gene WFDC1). The record is from RefSeq and is a predicted model, not a curated record. The transcript is spliced from 7 exons. Gene Ontology annotation, molecular function: peptidase inhibitor activity. Gene Ontology annotation, biological process: regulation of cell growth. Gene Ontology annotation, cellular component: extracellular region. Bases 357 to 1025 code for a protein of 222 amino acids. Lineage: Eukaryota; Metazoa; Chordata; Aves; Casuariiformes; Dromaiidae.